Messenger RNA from Sesamum indicum (sesame), 1429 nucleotides. NCBI's taxonomy places the organism in Eukaryota, Viridiplantae, Streptophyta, Magnoliopsida, Lamiales, Pedaliaceae. The record is from RefSeq and is a predicted model, not a curated record.
UGUCUGUGUCUCUAUCUUUGAAGUGUGUGUGUGUGUGAGAGAGAGAGGUCCACACCGCUUGUAAGUAAAUAGCUAGUAGACAUGUGUGUAUACAAAAUGGAACCCUAAUCCAGAAGUAACCCUUUGAAAUCCAAGAAUGCUACCAAAUCUACCUAGCUAGCUAGAUCAUAGAUGCUCCCAACUUCAUCACUCUGAAAACCCUCCACAGACAGCACAUCCACAGCAGAACUUAGGUAUAAAAGUCUGAGUCUGAGUAAUAGCGCCGCCGUCAAGGGAUCUGGAAAGUGGAAGCUGAGAUGGUGGAUUCAGCUCAAAAUUUUGGUGGGUGACACCCAAAAACUCCACUUCUCAUCUUUUUUUCCCUCUCUUUAUAUGGUGAAGACUAUGAGUAGCUAGUUUCAUUAAUAAACAACCCCAAAAAGGAGCCCCAAGAAAGCGAUCGAGCUGCAAAAGAUAGAAUAAAAAGAAGAGAGAAAAACAAAGAAACCCCAAAAGUCCACUCUCCCUCUCUCCUUUAUUUCCUUCCCACUAAUCGAUCUUUUUUCAGCAACCCUUUACUGUACUUCAGAUCAAUUCCCCAAUCUCCACUCGAAUUUCAAGCUUUUUCGCAGCAAAUCUAAGCAAGGAGUUUCAGGAAGCUGAAAAGGGACGUCAAGAAGACAUGGAUGGGCAUUCACUUCCACCGCCAUUUCACACGAGGGAUUUCAAUUUGCAGCACCAGUUCCACCACCAGGCCCAGAAUUCCGAGGAUGAGCAGAGCGAAACCAGUGGCCUGAACAUGGGGCAGAAGCGGAACCGCGAUGAGGGCAAGAGCACUGAUUCUCCAGGCAAGGAUGGAAGCGGCGCCGCAGGCUCUGGCGAAGGAGAAAUGUCCGCCAACAGAAGGCCCAGAGGCCGCCCCGCCGGGUCCAAAAACAAGCCCAAACCGCCAAUCAUCAUCACACGCGACAGCGCCAACGCCCUGCGAACCCACGUCAUGGAAAUCUCCGACGGGUGCGACAUCAUGGAUGGGGUUGCGAACUUUGCCCGCCGCCGCCAGAGAGGGGUGUGCAUUAUGAGCGGAACUGGCAGCGUGACGAAUGUAACCCUAAGGCAACCGGCGGCCCCCGGAGCAGUCGUGACUUUACACGGGAGGUUCGAGAUCUUGUCGUUGGCGGGGUCGUUUCUUCCGCCACCAGCUCCUCCGGCAGCCACCGGGCUGACGAUAUAUUUGGCCGGCGGACAGGGGCAGGUGCUUGGGGGCAGCGUCGUGGGACAGCUACUUGCAUCAGGGCCAGUUAUUAUAAUGGCAGCUUCAUUUAGCAAUGCUGCAUAUGAAAGAUUGCCACUCGAAGAAGAGGAAAAUGCAAUUCAAGUCCAGGGCGGUUCACUUGGAUCGCCGACAGGCGGCGUCGGUGGGCAGCCGCCGCAAAAUCAGCAGCAAAUGUGA